Molecule: messenger RNA, 2502 nt
Organism: Pestalotiopsis fici W106-1
Lineage: Eukaryota; Fungi; Ascomycota; Sordariomycetes; Amphisphaeriales; Sporocadaceae
Exons: 7
Coding region: 1-2502 (833 amino acids)
Biological process (GO): carbohydrate metabolic process
Molecular function (GO): hexosyltransferase activity; UDP-glycosyltransferase activity
Source: RefSeq, a predicted model, not a curated record
AUGUCUAAUCAUGGUCGGAAUCAAUCUUCCAGUAUACCUCUGAGUUACGCAGUCCCGCCGCCUACUGAACUGGACCAAAAGAAUCCGGUGCUCAAAGAUGACGGACGUCUUGACGUUGACCUCAACUCUUCGGUCGUCAAAUACCUAUCGUACGUUCGACGAAAGUCAAAGCCUGCUCUCGAAGAGUUUCAGGACCGACCCAUAUCCUCAUUACCCCCAUACUCGCCCUACCAACAAGCCGAAACGACCAAAUUCCCCGUCAGACUCAACAUCGUUAUCCAAGUCGUCGGCAGUCGUGGCGACGUGCAACCGUUUAUUGCUCUGGGCAAUGAACUUCAAAAGCAUGGGCAUCGCGUACGGCUAGCCACCCACGAUGUAUUCGCUGCAUUUGUGCGUGAAUCCGGGCUCGAAUUCUUUCCCAUCGGCGGUGAUCCGGCCGAACUAAUGGCAUACAUGGUGCGGAAUCCGGCAUUGAUUCCCAGCAUGAAGAGCCUUCGGGCCGGCGACAUCCAAAAGAAACGAAAAAUGAUGGAGGAAAUGUUGAACGGCUGUUGGUUGUCGUGUAUCGAGCCGGACCCGAUUUCCUCGGUUCCUUUUGUGGCGGACGCCAUUAUUGCCAACCCCCCAAGCUUCGCCCACAUUCAUUGUGCACAAGCAUUGAGCAUUCCAGUUCACCUCAUGUUCACGAUGCCCUGGUCGACCACGCGAGCCUUUCCGCAUCCAUUGGCCAAUCUAAAGAAUGCCUCCACUUCCGGCGCGGAGCCUCGGACGGCCAAUGCGCUUUCAUAUUCUGUGGUAGAAUUCCUAACAUGGCAAGGCCUUGGGGAUGUUAUCAACGAAUGGAGAGACAAGUUGGAUCUGGAGCCAAUAGCAUUCUCAGAUGGACCUAACCUGGCAGAGACACUAAAGAUUCCAUUCACGUAUUGUUGGUCUCCUGCCUUGGUCCCAAAACCAAGCGAUUGGGGUCCGCAUAUUGAUAUAGAUGUGUGCGGCUUUUUCUUUCGCGAGCCUCCCAGCUACUCCCCGCCACCGGAACUAGUCGAAUUCAUUCAAGGCGGACCUCCACCGAUAUAUAUUGGCUUCGGGAGCAUCGUACUUGAUGAUCCUGAGGGUAUGACUAGCCGAAUCCUCGAGGCAAUCCAACGAUGCGGUGUCCGAGCCUUGAUCUCCAGAGGCUGGAGUAAUCUCGGUGGGGCGGCAACAGAAAAUGUCAUGUACCUGGGAGACUGCCCUCACGAAUGGUUAUUUCAGCAUGUAGCUGCUGUCAUUCACCAUGGUGGAGCAGGUACAACAGCAUGUGGUCUCUUGAAUGGACGACCAACGACCAUUGUGCCGUUCUUUGGAGAUCAGCCUUUUUGGGGUGAGAUGGUUGCCGCCGCCGGGGCUGGACCAAAGCCCAUUCCCCAAAAGUUCCUCACGGUAGAUAACCUUGAAGCAGCAAUUAGGCUUUGCCUAUCAACAGAAGCACAGACCGCAGCACAAGGGAUAGCGAGGAGGAUGCGAAGCGAGUCGGGAGUCAAGGCGGCAGUGGCUUCCUUUCAUGCCAACCUGCCCGAACGUACACUCGAGUGCGAUAUUAUCAAAGGCCACGCUGCAGCGUGGUCUUACCGAAAGUCAGGCAGGACGUUCAGGUUAUCCAAGGUUGCUGCAGAGAUUUUAGCAAGCCACUUGCACAUCGACCAUAAACGAUUGAAAAUAAACGAGAUUCGUCCAAUUAUAAUCGAGUCCCGCAGAUGGGAUCCCGUUACUGGAACAGUAUCGGCGGCGAUUAGUACCAGUCGAGAUAUCAUGGCCGCAGCCGCAGAUGUUGUGGUGAAACCAGCCAAGGUCUUCAAAGACCGCUCAAAGGAUUCAUCUCAAUCUGUAGAAGAACAAUUGCCGCAUCAAGAAAGAGAGGGCAUCAGGUACAGUCGAGAUGGUCCACCAAGUACUGCUGAUCAUGCGAAGGAAGGCAAGGCACGAGACUGUAUGAGUACCACAAAGCAGAUGACUGCCGCAUCAGCAUCGGCUGCUGUGGACUUGUUCAAGUCUUAUUCGGGAAGUCUUGUCGCCAUUCCGUAUGCUUUCACGGAAGGUUGCCGAAAUAUUCCUAGGCUUUGGGGUGAGGAUGUGCGCGACAUUGGCACGAUCCGGGAUUGGAAAUCGGGAACCGCCGCCGGCGCCAAAAUCUUGGUUUACGGGAUCGUCGAUGGCGUUGCAGGAAUCUUUGUGCUACCAUACAGAGGUGCCCAGCAAGAAGGGGCCAUCGGUGGGCUGAAGGGUGUUGCCAAAGGCCUUGGCGGACUUUCCAGCAAAUUGUUCACAGCAAGCAUUGGGAUAGGGGCAUACCCACUGCAGGGUAUAUACAAGAGUCUGUGGGCGCUGGCCAAGCCCGGCACUCGGCAUUCUAUUGUCCUUGCACGGCGCAUCGAAGGCACAUAUCUUGCCUUUCAAGCACGGCAAGCUGGACUGGAAGAUCAAACCGUGAUGCGAGACUUUGGUUCUCUUACUAGGAAAAAGUGA